AUGAUGCUCAAACGAAGAAAAUUAUUUUAAAGUUAAAUUUAUUGUUUUACUAGUUUGUAAAAUUUACAAGAGUACUUUUAGAAAGGAAAUUAUUUCUUUCAAAAAAAAAUGUACUAAUAAGCUAUUGAAUAAUACAAUUGUUGUUUAAAAAUAAAUCCAGAGCAUGUAAUGAGCAUUUAAAAUAUUGGAUUAGCUCAAUUUCAAUAAAAUGAGUUAGAUAAAUCAAUUUAAUCUUUUUAAAGAGUUUUGUAAAUACAACCAAAAAGUGAUUAAGCUCUUUAUCAUUUAGGAAUUUGCUAUUUAUAUAAUAAUUAAUUAGAAUCAUCAUUUAAUGUCUUUUAAAAAUGCACGUAAUAUUGUCCAAAAAAUGAAGUUUAUUUUUACUAUCUCGGACUUUCAUGCUUAAGAAUGAACCUAUUUAAUUAAGCACAGCAAUACUUUUUGCAUAGUCUAGAUAUUUCUCCUACAAAUCAAGAAGUUCUUUAUUGUUUAGGUCUAGCUUACCACCUACAAGGCUAAAAAAAAUAAACUUUAAGUGUUUAUGAAAAGCUUUUAAGUUUAGAUUCAAAAAACCUUAAUUAUAGGAAUAUAUUAUGCGGAUUAAAAGCUAUGAAUUGA
Tetrahymena thermophila SB210 is the source of this 618-nucleotide messenger RNA. Its product is annotated as tetratricopeptide repeat protein. The transcript has a single exon. Gene Ontology annotation, molecular function: protein binding. NCBI's taxonomy places the organism in Eukaryota, Ciliophora, Oligohymenophorea, Hymenostomatida, Tetrahymenidae. The record is from RefSeq and is a predicted model, not a curated record.